UUACCUCCUCAGUCUGGACACAUAACUACUUCAAUCUCUCUCUCUCUCAACUCAACCCUUUAGCUGUUUUAUGUUCUUGUUACUUCUCCUAUGCACUAAAAUAAAACUGCUUUUUCCACUUUCUUCUUCUUCUUCUUACCUUUCACUAUUUGUUUCCUCUUUCUCCUGUUAAAUAUUCUCUUAUGUUAUAUAAGAUGAAAUCAGCAAGUGUUAAAGAUAACACGAAUCUCCUAACUCAUUACCAAUCUUGUUAUUCUUCUCCUUCCAUGGGAACUGUCUAUGCAAAUAUGGAUUCUCUAUCACUUCACUAUGCUGCUUCUUCUUCAUCUCAAGACUGCUAUGUCUCUAAGGAGGGUACUUCUACGAACUGGUCUUCACCACUUAUGAGAGAAUGUUAUCUUACAAGAAACUUUGAAGAAAACAGCAACAGUGAUGAUGUUGGGGAAGGAAAUGGUUCUGAUUCUGGUGAUGGUGUUGAAGAAAACAGUCACAAAAUUAACCUAAAUGAAGAGCCCAACCCUAAUGAGAAUAAUACUGGACAUUCUAAACUAUGUGCGAGAGGUCAUUGGAGACCUGCAGAAGAUUCUAAGCUCAAAGAACUUGUUGCUCUAUAUGGUCCUCAGAACUGGAACCUCAUUGCUGAAAAGCUACAAGGAAGAUCAGGUAAGAGUUGUAGACUUAGAUGGUUCAACCAGUUAGAUCCAAGAAUAAACAGAAGAGCUUUUAGUGAAGAAGAGGAAGAAAGACUAAUGCAAGCUCAUAGGAUUUAUGGAAACAAAUGGGCUAUGAUUGCAAGGCUUUUCCCUGGAAGAACCGAUAACGCAGUUAAGAAUCACUGGCAUGUUAUAAUGGCUAGAAAGUACAGAGAACAAUCAAGUGCUUACAGGAGAAGGAAGCUGAGUCAAUCGAUUUACAGAAGAAUAGAAGAUAACACAACAAGCUUUGUCUCAAGAGAUAUAGAUCCAGUUUCUUCAUCCUAUUCUUCUUUCAACUUCCCAAAUGCCUAUAAUAUCACUACUUUUCCAUAUCCAUCUAUUCAGGCUGGUGUUGAGUGUGGCUUAAAUGGUUCAUCUUCCAUGAAUGGUGUCAAAGAAGCAAUCUCAAGCAACAAACAGUCCCUUUCUCCUAUUCAUUUCUUUUCAGGAGCUAAUAGUAAUAUGUAUAAUCAACCAAUGGGUUUCUGCCAUAAUUAUCCCCAAUAUAUGAUGCCAAUGCAGCAACAACAACAAAGCAACAAUCACAACAACAAUAAUUCUAACAUUUAUAGUUUCUCAUCAAAUUCAACCACAGCAGCGACAAGAGCACAAAUAUUGAACAGUGAAGUUUCACUAUCAUCGGUGGCAGCAGAAGAAAGAAAUCAAGUUCUGAUGAGUAAUCCCCCUCCACCUUCAGAUGCAACUCCAUUUAUUGAUUUUCUUGGAGUAGGAGCCACAUGAAUCAAAGUUACAAACCAAUAACAAAAUCUGCUUCCAUUGAAGCUUCUCAAUAUAGGUGUGGUCCAACAUAAAGGAGAAGCCAUUAGAGGUAAACUGAAAGGAUAGUUGCUUUGGUUUGGUCACACUUCUGUUCAUAUCACCUUCCAAUGGGGACUCUCUCCAAACUUCAAUAAAAUUCAUAACAAUAAUAAUAAUAUAAUUCAAUUUUAUUAAUAUUACUUUAACUUUUCUAUAUUCAUUAAAUGAAUCCAUCUUAUCUGAAAUAUCUUUGUCUACAAUGUUUUUUAUUUUGUUUCCUUUAUGUUGAAUGUGUCAAGAAAGCCAAAUGAAGAUUGAUAUUGAUAUGGAUCAUGAUAUUAAAUAUGUCAUGAAACAUUCUCUAUGCUACUUAGAAUAGGGCUAAUUUGUUAAGCAUAAAAGGUAAGAGGUUAUUAUUUUAUUAAAACAAUUUAGGAAUCAAAAAGGACUUGAAUAGAAUAGAAUAGAAUAUAAUGCAUACGUGCAAAAGGCUAGGGAAGGACAAGCAAAUAUAGUCCUUAUUUUAAGGCUACUUUUUGGGAUUAUAAAUAUGUUUGUUUCAAUUUGAAAUUGCUAUUCAAACAAGGGUGUUUGACUUUUGGGGGAAAGGUGAUGGAAUUGAUGAAGAUAGAUAAGAAGAAAUGAGAACAUACUUUCUUCAUGGGUCUUUGGUAUGCAAUAACUAUUGCACAAAUUCAGCAAGCAAUGCAUUUAAGAUGGUUGAAGUGUUUAACAGCUUCCCCUCCUCAUCAGCACAAUUUUGCUCUCAAAUUAAGUUCAUGACACUCACAUGGAUGAUGUUGCUUUAUACUAACUGAAUUCUUUUUGUGAUACUACUACUUGUCUUUCAUGGUAAAGUUUAUUUCUCAACUAGGUGGUUUGGUGGAAUUCGGCAUUCAUUUUAAACUAUUUCAAAUCUUAGGUAUAUUCAAGAAUUACUGUACAUUUAAGACAUCAAAAUGAUAUUAUUAAAUAAGACAAAUAUGGGUAUUACUUUA
Molecule: messenger RNA, 2452 nt
Organism: Lathyrus oleraceus (garden pea)
Lineage: Eukaryota; Viridiplantae; Streptophyta; Magnoliopsida; Fabales; Fabaceae
Product: transcription factor MYB117
Exons: 3
Coding region: 183-1436 (417 amino acids)
Biological process (GO): regulation of DNA-templated transcription
Cellular component (GO): nucleus
Molecular function (GO): DNA-binding transcription factor activity, RNA polymerase II-specific; RNA polymerase II cis-regulatory region sequence-specific DNA binding
Source: RefSeq, a predicted model, not a curated record